This is a messenger RNA of Diaporthe amygdali, 960 nucleotides long. RefSeq lists its product as uncharacterized. Bases 1 to 960 code for a protein of 319 amino acids. The transcript has a single exon. Gene Ontology annotation, molecular function: enoyl-CoA hydratase activity. Gene Ontology annotation, cellular component: mitochondrion. Gene Ontology annotation, biological process: fatty acid beta-oxidation. The record is from RefSeq and is a predicted model, not a curated record. Lineage: Eukaryota; Fungi; Ascomycota; Sordariomycetes; Diaporthales; Diaporthaceae.
AUGUCAGCGUUAAUCUCAGCGGUGGUGGCGCCAGGAGAGGCGGAAUCAGUUCCACUCCAUCUAUCCAUCGUGGGAGACCACACACCUGAGCGGACCGCAUCAAGCAUAUCUAGCCGGCCAGAGCAGAAGCCUCUCGUCCGUAUCACAAACAUCCCGGCACCGCACGUCGGGCACAUCCGCGUCCUGGAGCUCAACCGGCCAUCCGCUCGCAACGCAAUAUCCACGGCGCUGCUCUCAGCCCUCGCCGCAGAGGUGGCGGCCGUCCGGACCGCGUGCGAGGGCGUCGCAACAGGCGCUUCGACGAGCUCUGGCCCCACACGGGCGUUGAUAAUAACAUCUGCCGACGACAGGUCCUUCUGCGCGGGCGCUGACCUCAAGGAGCGGGGGACCUUCACGGCAGAGGACACCCGCGCCUUCCUGAACUCAUUGAGGCAGACAUUCAAGGCACUUGAGGACCUCCCCAUCCCCACCAUAGCUGCUGUGGCCGGGCCAGCACUCGGCGGUGGGCUGGAGCUGGCGCUUGCGGCGCAAUUUCGCGUCGUUUCCUCGACUGCCAGCUUUGCCCUUCCUGAAACGCGGUUAGGGAUCGUCCCUGGCGCCGGCGGAACAUAUAGAUUGGCCGCGCUUAUCGGGAAGUCAAGGGCGAGUAAACUGGUGCUAACGGGCCGGAAGAUUAGUGGGAGGGAAGCAUUCGACCUGGGCGUCGCAGAUGAACUGGUAGAUGUCUGCAACGACGGUGAGGCGAGUGCGAGGGCGAUGGUCCUUGGAGCUUCCAUAGAUUUGGCGCGAGAAAUCUGUGAAAGCGGGCCUCUAGCAACGACGAGCGCGUUGCAAGUCAUGCGUGACCCCAGCGAAGAAGCCGAGGGCACGGCGUAUGAAAAGCUGUUGAAAUCAAGAGACCGGGACGAGGCUUUGCAAGCCUUCGCAGAAAGGAGGGCGCCGGUAUUCACAGGGAAAUGA